GGAAGGUAUCUUUAAACCUGGUGUGAAUGCAUGCGUAAUCAAUCAUAUUAAAAAGAAGAAUUAAAUCUUAAUACAAGAUUUGGUUAUAUCCCAACUAUUUAAAUUAACGUGGGCUGUUUCUUUUAAGGAUAGUGUGGGAUUGUGAGUUUAAAUGUUCGUUCAUGAAGAGUUUAACACUUGUGACAUUGUGCAAACAGAAGAUCAAUUAGAAUAAUUUGCUGAUUUUGCUGAUUUACAGUGAAAACCGUGUAGCCACGAUAUGUAACCUUGACCUUCAUGUCCCAGACGCCAAGAUCGUGAAUUUAUAUUAGUGCAAAUAUGCGGUUACUAUGGAUACAGAGUGUUUUAUUAAAUAUCAAUAUAAGUCUUCAACAAAUAAUGUGCAAAACUACAGCAAAAACAAACACAUUCAGGAGUGUCACCGAGUUUUGAUUUGCAUCUAAGGAUAUCUGAAUAUAGCAAAUCGUUUUUAUAACAUUUGGGUAAAACCAGGAGAAAAAGCCGGCCAUGAUAACCACGAUGCACAUAGCGUGGUUCUAUUACCGGGACAUGUGUUACUGGUUCCUGGGUAAACUUCACGUGAGACAUAAGCGACGGAUGGCGGAACAGGAAGUACAGAAAUGUCUGCGGUGGCUACUUGAUCAGAAGGAAAACCUGGAAGGAACUCCGUAUGGGGAAAACAAGGCUGCGGUUGACGCUGCUUCCGGAGCGCACGGUCGCUGGAGGGCGCAGCUGAAUGAUUACCGGAAGUCCAUGGACAAACUUAACAAUGUACAUAGACUGCGAGAUGACGAAGUGGAGGAGCUGUAUGGAACCUACAAGGAUCUCCAGACGCUAUCUGAGAAGAAAAGCAACUGUUUCAACGUGAUGUCAAACAUAACAGCGCUUGAAGAGCAAAUUCAGAGUCUCGGGAGCGAGGUGGACGCCCGGGCCGUCCAUCUGGUCAACAUGGCGGCCAACAACCGGUCACAGACGAGCGCACACCUCAACAACGAGAGUAUGGCCGAAAAUACACAGCGGUGCCUAACUGGAGUGCGUAAGGCGUGGCGCUGGUUGGACGAGAUGAUGCAGUGCACACACGUUCACCUAGCUAACGCCGCGGCGUACCACGAGUUUUUCCACGAGGUGGAGGAGGUAGACCACUGGUUGGCGUCUACCAUGUCACAGAUGCACCUUACCUUCGCCCGGGCUCGCAUGGCCGGACACGCCGGGGACCUCAAUGGCAUCAGGGUAGAAAUCAAGGACACGAUGUUGGCGUACCUGCGCUGGCAGAGCAAGGUUGACGGGCUUUUCACGCGCGCACGUGACAUUGUGCCCGUGCAUAGACGUACGACCCCGGUCAUCGACCAGUGUCAGGUCACCGCCCUAGCAUCGUACAACGGACCACAGAUCCAGUUCCAGGAAGGGGAGACUCUAACGCUCCUCGACAACUCCGACCGGAAGGAGUGGCGCGUGCGAAACUCACGGGAUCAGGUGGGUGUGGUCCCCGCCGUAAUUAUCCUCAUCAGCGGACCCUCGGGCGAGGCGGUAGACGCCGCCGUAAGGUUACGCCUCCAACUUCUUGGGCUGUGGACUUCGAGCGUUAAACGUCUGGGGUACCAGAUGAUCGCAUUCAUGCAGCUCGUGUUUAAGGACUGGAAUGAGGAGGAGAUAAAAGCGAUCCAGAGGAUGCCGGAAGCGGACCGGAGGCAGCUGUCAGAGACACUGUCUGCCGUGGACGAGGAGCUUGGCCGCACAUGGCGCGGCUACCCGGGGUUCGAGGACCUGCAGGAGCGGAUGUCGCGGCUUCAAACCAUUCUGGAGGAGGCGAAUUCCAACCCACCCCCGCCCUCAACCGGAAGUAAUGGGGAGGUAGUCGUGCAAGCCAAGAUGUUGGAUGAUCUGUUAAGCCAGUACAAGGAGUUCUGGACGUACUGGGACACAUACAGGUCUGUGACGGAGAUGCUCCGGCAGCCCCGCUACAUCCUCGUAUGUGACCGCUGGGACCAGCUGAGAUAUACCACCACCGCGCACUACAUCAGGUUCUGGGACACAAACCUCGAGUUACCAAAUGGGGACGGGAAGACUUACAAGGCGGAGGCGGCCCUCAUCCUACAGGAGACGCCACGUGGCGGACGGCUCCAACCGGAAGUGGCGGUGGAGGAGACGAUGACGUCAGAAGCGGCGGACAGAACAGACAGCACCGUCAGUGACGCAAUGGCCAAACUGACCAUCGGAGACGAGGACGAGGAUCAGUGGACGAGCAGCACGGAAGUGACGGAAGUGAGGCGGCGGCAGCAGCUCACCACGGACGAAGUGGUUCAGUCCACAGAGGAAGUGCGUCAUACAUACAUCAUCAAGAGUGUGUACGAUCCCCGGACCCAAGAGAACAUCUCCCUCACGGAGGCGGUCGUUGCGGGCAUCAUUGACCAGGUUGCAGGUCGCUACGUGGACAUCGUGACAGGGACGAGCGUGUCCUACCAGGAGGCGAUGGCUAACGGUGACAUCACGGUGGAGUUCAAGUCUCAGCGGAAGGUCCGAGAGGAGCGUUCGUCGUACGGCAUCAUCACGGUACGAACCUCCCGGGAAAGCCGCCCGUACACAGUCACCGCCGUCACCGACCCAGCCACAGACAAACAGCUCUCACCGGACGCCGCGUAUGAGAAAGGAAUCCUGAGCAAGACGGAGCCUAUAUAUAUUGGAGCGGGCGGGGAGAGGAUGCCCCUCCUGGAUGCCAUAUAUGUGGGUCAUGUGCAGGCUAAUUUCCUGGGCACACCGGAUGAAUCAGAGGAGGAGACCAUCACGUACGCCGUCAAUGGCGUCAUCGACCAGCGUAAACGUGACAAGCUGUCAUUCCAUGACGCGAUCAGCCAGGGUCUGCUUGACGCAGAGGAGGGUGUUUACGUGAACAACGUAACGUGGGAACGCGUGCCAAUAACUGACGCUAUCAUGAAGGGAUUAAUAAAAGCGAAGAUUAUUACAGACACCUCCAGUCUCGAUAUCGACCCAACGAAUAAGAUUGUUGUUCAGAGGUUAGGGUCGGUGAAAGAGAAAAUCUUGAAGGCUGUAAAAACUGCCCGGGCGUUUAAAAUGAAUGUGCCUGAGUUAGGCAAGUAGCUUGUUGCUGUACUGUUAUAUAAGAAUACGUUGAGUUGCAUUUAAACAGAGCAUUUAAAGUCAAAUUUAUUAUAAUAUAUAUUUCGGUGGUAUGCGAACAACUGCGAGUUUCUUUUCUUCAGCCUCGAUGUAUUAACAUACACAUGGACUUGUGAAUUCAAAAUACAUGCAAUGAAAUACAGCAUUGACUUUAGUUUAGCCAAGUUCUGUAUUGGUCAUCUGGUUUGGAUAUUCUCAUAUAGUUGCCAUGACACCCACAAAGAAAAAAUGUAUAAGCUUCUUAAUUUUUGUUCCGCAUGCUAACGCUUUCAUGGUGGUCUACUAGAUGUGUUCUAAUUUAAUUCCUACGCCGGGUCACACCUGGUUUUCUCGUGUCAUAAAUAUAUAUUAUAUACUAUAUAUAUAUAUAUAUAUAUAUAUAUAUAUAUAUAUAUAUAUAUAUAUAUAUAUAUAUAUAUAUAUAUAUAUAUAUAUAUAUAUAUAUAUAUAUAUAUAUAUGUAUAUAUACAUGUAUAUAAUAUUCUCCAUACCAAAACGCAACAGGAAUAUCUUUGUUUAAUGUAGCCGUGUAGUGGCAAUCUACAAGCGUUAUUAAAUUUCUGACUUUUGGUUCAAUAAGGAUAUUUUCUCAUUUCAACUGCAAUUGUUUUUUUCUUUGCGCUUUCGACACAGCCAAGAACAUUGACUUACAGUCGGUGCUAUGUGGGGCAAUCAUGUCCCUGUUGUCUAUAUGAAUAGUUUUCUUGUAUAUUUGUUUGUUUAAACAGUUUCGUUACGUUUCCGCUUGUUAUAAUGCCUAUUGAUGUUGUAGUCGGUUAUAUAGUCGCUUUAGAAUAGUUCUGUCUUUUAUUGAUUUCAACCAUUUUAAAACAUUGUUACCCUACCCAUCCCCAUAUGUACUUAGCAAUAUAUUGUGGUAAAAAAGUG
Mya arenaria is the source of this 4023-nucleotide messenger RNA. RefSeq lists its product as uncharacterized. The transcript has 17 exons. Gene Ontology annotation, cellular component: cytoplasm; cytoskeleton; intermediate filament. The coding region runs from base 508 to 3096 and encodes 862 amino acids. Gene Ontology annotation, molecular function: structural molecule activity; protein binding. Lineage: Eukaryota; Metazoa; Mollusca; Bivalvia; Myida; Myidae. Gene Ontology annotation, biological process: wound healing; intermediate filament cytoskeleton organization. The record is from RefSeq and is a predicted model, not a curated record.